This is a messenger RNA of Scylla paramamosain (green mud crab), 3267 nucleotides long. RefSeq lists its product as uncharacterized. The transcript is spliced from 9 exons. The record is from RefSeq and is a predicted model, not a curated record. Lineage: Eukaryota; Metazoa; Arthropoda; Malacostraca; Decapoda; Portunidae. The coding region runs from base 274 to 780 and encodes 168 amino acids.
UGCAGUGACAAUAUCCCCCACAAAACCAGUGAUAUUUCUUUGACUGGAGCAGCGUUCGACCGUUUCUCUAGGGGCAAGCGACACCUCCUGGUGGGGGACUUCAAAUCUGCUGUGGCUGCCUUCGAGGUGUGUCUGUUGCUUAGGAGGCAACAGAGUCCCUGGUGGAGCUGUGUGGGGAGCAGGCGCCCGAGUGUGGUGACGCGUACUGCCGCUGUGGCCGUGCAUUGCUGGAGCUGGCACACAAGGAGGCAGGGGUGCUGGGGCCAGAUCUGGAUGGUGCCAGUAGUCAGGAGGGAAGCACAGGGGAAGAGGAGGACGAGGAGGAAGAGAGUUAAGAGUCACAAGAGGAGGAGGAAGGUGGAAAGAAAGAGGAAGGAGAGGAGGAGGAGGAGGAAGAUGGGGAAGGAAAGGAGAAAGAUAAGAAGGAAGGAAAUGCCGCAGAAGGAGAAGAGCAAUAAGAAAUUAGAAUUGACAGAGAAACCAGACAAGGGACUGCAUUUGAAGAAGCACAAGAACCAAGAAAUUUACAUAGCUUUCAUUUUGGUUUACAUUCUGAAAGGUACAGAUACCAAGGGGAAAUUGCUGGGUCAAGUGGCUACACUGACAUCUGAGGUUAGCAGGUUGGAGAGUGAGUGCAGCAGUCUUCAGGUUCAGCUAGACUGUGAGAGGGAUAAGUAUAACAAACUGCUGGGAGAAUCUCUUGCUCAUGAAAAGUUGUCUGAAGAUGUCAUAACUGAACCAAAAGGAGAAACAACAGGAUUGGGAGGAACUGAGCUUUAACAGAAGCUGCAACAACUGCAGGAGGCUCACAGGGUCCUGGAGAGCAGGUUAACUUGCAGCAUGAAGGAGGUGGCUGAGCUAAGUGACAGGAAGUAGCAGCUUGAGCAUGCUGUAGUGCAUGAGGAGACAGAGUCCAUCGGUGUGUGCAUGUUUUUUGCUCAUUUGAAUCAUCUGUAAAAGUGAAGUGGAGGAAGUGUUUACUGUUUACUGUAUGCCAUUUCCUUGGUCUUUUAAUGAAGAAUUUUAUCCUUCUUCAGGUGACUACAUCACCAUCUACCAGUUGCAGUGAGGAGUGAUGAAGCAACAAGCUCGAGAACGCGAGUUAGACCUUGCCAGCCUCCAUCAUGAAUGAGAGGAAAUGAAGCAAAACCACUCUGCAGGAUUUGAUAUCAAAGCUGGUGCAGGAAAAGGAAGCAGAUCAUGACCUUCAGCAGCUCGAGAAGAUAAGCAGCGUCCUUAAGAGUCCAGUUGCUAUCUUUAGCAGUGUUGGAACCAGUGAGUCUGAGACACCCACCACCAGUGGAAAGGUGGCUGACGAGCGCCUCAAGCACUCUGAAAAGGUGGAGCAACAACAAGAAACAGAAAAUUGCAUCCAUCAUUCUUUGCCUGAGGAGGGAAUUGAUGCUCUGUUGACCCUUCACACUGAUGUCCCUCAUGAGGAGGGAGAAUAUGAAUCCUACAGAACUUGCCCAUAGGAAGACCAAAACUGUUACUGCUGCCACACUGCCACCACUUCCACUGACACCAAAAGCCCAACUGUGCAGAGAAUCCUGGACCUCCGCAAUGAAAUGGAGUCCACCAGUCACCUGGAGCACUUUAGCCUCCAAAAGUUCCAUCCGUGUCCAUUGUGUUUGGGUAAACUUAUCACUGUAUAAGGGGACAAGUAUCAGUGUAUGGUUACUAUAUACUCAUUUGUACUUAAAGAUGUCAUGUCACAUCAUUCUCUCUCUCUCUCUCUCUCUCUCUCUCUCUCUCUCUCUCUCUCUCUCUCUCUCUCUCUCUCUCUCUCUCUCUCUCUCUCUCUCUCUCUCUCUCUCUCUCUCUUUCUUUCUUUCUUUCUUUCUUUCUUUCUUUCUUUCUUUUGUUGCAUAUGUUACUGCUUUACAUUCCUCCCCACAGUAUUUUUUCAUCUACUUUAUGACUGCAGUAGUUUUAUCAUCCCAGUGUAUGCUGUAUCCACUCUGAAACUGUAAUUCACCAAUCAGCUCAAAUGUGUCUCUGUUUUGAUAAUCAUUAAUUUGUUUCAGCUACACAACCACUCUGAUAAGGGACAAAAUCUACUUCACCAGUCAUCUAUGUCAUACAGUCAUAUAUAUUCAUACAUAUGACAAAAUACUCUUCCUAAGACAUUUCUUAUUUUCUCUUCUCAAGUGACCUGUCCAUCUAUCUAAGGUACCACAUAACAUUUAAAACUUACAAUAUUGUGUUUAAUUCAUGAACACUUUUUUGUCUAUCUAUGGAGACUUGCGUAUAGACUUGAAAUGUAUUGGGAGUUUUCUUUAUCUCUCAUUCUAUACCUAACACCUGUUCCUAAGAAUCCCCAGGUGAUAACCAUGGUGACUGGCUGGUCUCCUACUGAGUGGCUGGGGUUUUCCAAAAGUGAGGGUUGGUGUUCCAUACCAUACCAUGUGCCCUGUUUGUAUUCCUUCUUUGUCCUCUGUAUUAUAUUCUAUGUAAAGAUGGUGCUGGGGUGGGAUCUACUUCUUAUUCCCUAAAAGUGAUGAGGAGUGACACUGGGCAGCAUUGAUUUGCUCCUUAGAGAUGGCUGGGUUCCUGUGGAUGAGUGGGCCAUGCUGUGCUUUGUCAAGGAUGGUGUUUGGUAUUGUGAUGACUCUUGCCACAAUCAAGUGCCUCCCACAGAGUAGUGGAGUACCUAUGUAUGGUGUUGACCCAAGCUGUCCAGGUCUCAUCCAAUGCCUUAAUAUGAUUUAGAUGAUCAAAAUGGUUUAACUCACCAUUUAAUCAGCUGACUGAUUUGAAUGGAGAAGUAUGUAAUGUGUUGUAGCCUAACCAUCCCUGCCAGCAUGGUCAGAUUCUUGGUAGUAACCUGAAAUGCUCCUAGGUAGUGAGUAUCAUUGCACAUAAUGAUCUUUACUUUGUCAGUAAUUCAAUGAUACUGAAUAUUACUCUACUGGAUUUUGCUCAGCACUGCUUGGUAACUUUUGGCCAUAAUCCCAGGUCUGGAAUGAUAUGAAGCCAUGUUUUUACAUUCCAUAUGAGACAGGCAAGCACUAUGCUUUGCCUGACUGAUACCUGUACUUUACAUUUAUGACCCCAGGUAGUUCAUCACUCUCUCUCUCUCUCUCUCUCUCUCUCUCUCUCUCUCUCUCUCUCUGUUUGGAAUUAUACUGUUUGGAAUUAUACUGUGUGUGUGUAAAAAGUGUUUGCAUUAUUGUGCAUUUGAUGUUAUAGCCCCAGGUUCUUAAAGUUUUCUAGUUUCAUGAUUUAUAAAGAUUGCUAUUUUUAAUAAAGUUAUUGAAAUUGUUA